Musa acuminata subsp. malaccensis (wild Malaysian banana) is the source of this 1346-nucleotide messenger RNA. RefSeq names its product phosphatidylcholine:diacylglycerol cholinephosphotransferase 1. Lineage: Eukaryota; Viridiplantae; Streptophyta; Magnoliopsida; Zingiberales; Musaceae. The record is from RefSeq and is a predicted model, not a curated record. Gene Ontology annotation, molecular function: diacylglycerol cholinephosphotransferase activity.
CCGACCCCACCCCUCGCUUUCCCUUUGGUUUCUUUAGUAUCCGCGACCGAUCCAAAGCUCGCACGCAUGCCCUACCAAUCCACCACGCUCCCCACAUGCUUGCCGUCCCCCAGCCUUGAGAGAUCCGACCCUCUUCGUGCCACAUCCUUAUAAAUCUGACAGCAGCGGCGGAUCGCGACCGCCAUGUCCAACCAUGACGGCCGAGAACGGCGGGAGCACCACCCAUCUCUGUGUGCAGAGGAAGGCCGCGGAAGGAACUAGGGUGACUCUGGGCAUCGCCAACCAUGACCACGGCAGCGAAAUCGACCCUCGGCGGCCACCACCACUACCUUCAUCUCCCGGCGUGAAGGACGGCAACAGAAUGGGGACGCCUUCGCCGCCUCCGGUGCCGCUGCUGCCACCCCAGGGGCCGUCCUUCGCCGGAUGGUCGCUCGACGGCCCGGCAGGGGUGGCCAGGCGCCACCCCCUGCUUUGCGCCUUCGCGUUCUCGCUCUUGUUCUUCAUGGGCGUCGAGUACACCAUCCCGAUGGUUCCCUCGACUUCCCCGCCUCUGGAUUUGGGGUUCAUCGCCACCAAGCCUCUCAACCGCGCGCUGGCCACCGCGCCCGCCCUCAACACCCUGCUCGCUGCCCUCAACACUGUCUUCGUGGGUAUGCAGAUCGUGUAUAUAGUGUGGACCUUCCUGGUGGAGGGGAGGCCACGUCCGACCAUCGCGGCUCUCUUCAUGUUCACUUGCAGGGGGAUUCUCGGCUGCUCCACCCAGCUCCCGUUGCCUCAGGGUUUUCAGGGUUCAGGAGUGGAUUUCCCCGUGGGCAACGUGUCCUUCUUCCUCUUCUUCUCCGGCCAUGUCGCAGGGGCCGUGAUCGCAUCCUUGGACAUGAGAAGGACGAGGAGGUGGAGCAUGGCCCGGGUCUUCGAUGCCCUCAACCUGCUCCAGAGCGUGAGGCUGCUCGCCUCGAGAGGCCACUACACCAUCGACUUGGCCGUCGGCGUCGGUGCCGGCUACGUGUUCGACGAUUUGGCGGGCAAGUACGAGGCGAGCAAGUUGAAGCGUGGGGGCGAGCACCGGCGACCGUGCUUCAGCUGCGAAUGCAGCUGUGAAGGACGUUGACCAUUCCAUGCAACAUACUGAUCCCCUCCUCUCGUAUGCUUCUUCCUCCAUUGUUCUCUGCCUUCGAUUUUAUUCUCUCCGUUGUUCCAAGUACUUUUGACGUCUGCUGAUCUCAAAACAAAAUUGCUAGCUCAGCUUAUGUUCCUCGAGUCUUCAUCUACGACCAAAUUAUCGAGGGAUAAUUUAAAUAUUUUUUAAAUUAGAAGUACUUAAAAUGAGAAUACUGAUUGGAAAA